This is a messenger RNA of Fusarium tjaetaba, 1176 nucleotides long. RefSeq lists its product as uncharacterized. Lineage: Eukaryota; Fungi; Ascomycota; Sordariomycetes; Hypocreales; Nectriaceae. The transcript is spliced from 2 exons. The record is from RefSeq and is a predicted model, not a curated record. Bases 1 to 1176 code for a protein of 391 amino acids.
AUGGUUCCUACAAAUGAGUCCCCCAAAGAUCGGAUCAGCGCGGCAGCAGCUGAAGGAGAGCGACUACUCUCGAUUAUUGCUGCCACUGAAGAUACUGCAGCCACUCUAACCCAGGUCAAACUCGAUCUUGCUGCCCUUAAAAACAUAUGGUAUGAUGCAGAUUCUUUAUAUAGCGAAUUGUCCGCUCGUCUCAGAACGGAGCAGAAGGAGUUUGAAGAUCUACGAGACAGCCAUAUAAGAAAGUUCUUUGGUGGUUCACAGUAUAGCGAGAAGCUCACCAAGGAGGAGAAUGACGUGGUAGAGUUGCUGGAGUGGCAGGAUAAGGCGGACAAGACGCGCAAAGAGCUCAAGGCCCAAGUGGAUGACAUGAAGGAGCGAAGGCAGAAGUUGGAACACAUGACCGAGCAACGCGUGCAAGCCCUGAAUGAUCUGGAUAAGCUUCAUGCAGCUAUCUUCGACGGGCCUUCGCCAGAUAAUACUGAAGAAGAUAUACUCGAGGCAGAGAUGGAAGCAGCUCAACAGAUAUUUGAUCCCAUACAGAAACGAUGCAGCCAAGUGGCUUCAGUGGUUAAUUACAUCACAAUGGCUCGCUCCCGUGUCACCUUCGCCGCCGGAAGUGCAGCAAAGGCGCUCAAAAUCUCGGAAUCGGACAUCUUUGAUCUGAAACCCGGAGCUGGAAGAAGAGCUAAUCAACACUUCAAUUCCGCAGUCGCUGACCGGAAAGAGCGAGAAGAGCUGGGAUUGGUCCGACUUAGUCUGGCAGAGGCUUCGCAAUUCCUCGCUCUGGCUCACGAGCUUGAUCCCAAAGUCGGUGGGUUCAUCAUGCCCAAGGUCGCAGAUGGGAAAAGCGCUGCUGGCAGACUGGACGACUGGAUCAACACACCAGUGACUGACUAUUUGUUCCAUCGGGAGAUCAAAGCAACUGCAGAGGGCAUAGCUGCGGCGGGCGCGAUUGUAGACGAGGAGCUGCGAUUGGCAGAGCAAAAGAAGAGCGUAUGGACUGAAAAGAAGGAUGCUGCGGGUAAGGACCUGAAACAUGCGAGAGAGAAACUGCAACAGCUACGAGCCCGGAUCUUCGAGGACGCUGUCAAUGGUCAAGGAAGUUCGACAGCACCGUCUUAUGAGCAGGCGACAGCAAAUGAGCAUCCACCACAAUACACAGAGACGGAACCUUGA